AUGGAGCGUGUUACAAGGGACGUAUCUCCCCGUGGGGGCCCGACGAUGAACCCCAGUCCGCCAGCCAUCCACCCGUCUUUUAUACAGGUGGCCAACCCAUACAUUUUCGAACAAACAGUCCAGAGCUGUAUAGAGUCGAUGGGUAUUAGCCCCACUCGCGAGAAUUCCUUGCGUCUCCAGGGCGUGGCGUGGAUUGACAACGUGCGGAAAGCUCUCAACCUGCCUAUCCGGACUUUCAACACGGCUGUGGGGUACUAUCACCGGUUUCGGUUAAUGCAUCCAGACAAUGAGUACAACUUCGCUGAUGCGGCAGCAGCAGCCUUGUUCACAGCGUGCAAGAUUGAAGACACGCUCAAAAAGUCACGAGAUAUUGUCUGCGCGGCGUACAAUCUCAAAUUAUCACCCUCGGAGCACCUGGCAGCAGAUGACCCUAUGUUUGAAACCAAUGCGCGCGGAGUCAUCGGCCUGGAACGCCUAAUGCUGGAAGCCUCUGGCUUCGACUUCCGAACCCGUCAUCCACAGAAGACUCUGAUGAAGCUAGGGCGGCAUUACGGUCACCCGCAAGGAUCAGAGGUUUCCAAUCUCGCCUACCGUAUCUCAAUAGAUCUUUACCGCACAUUUUCACCCAUCAAGCAGAGUUCAUCGACGAUGGCUUAUAGCUCCCUCGAGCUUGCAGGACGACUCUUGGACCAACGCAUCGAACCGGUCGAGGUCGGGUUGGACUAUGCGCAUUGGAACACAAACCGCACGGAUGUCAUGGAAACCAUCUUCGACCUCCUAGAACUUUACACUCACUACCGCGGACAGACCACCGUCGGACCAGAGUUCCCUGCGGACAGAUUCUUGACCGUCCGCAUUCCACUCAACCAAGAAGCAAGCACACAGCAUAUCCCACGACACGCUCCGUGGGUUGACCAACCACGCAAGCCAGCCAAUGGGACCAUCAACCAUGCAGGUUAUCCCCCAAGACCCGCUCAUCCUUUAACCCCCGUUGCUGCGAAUGGUGAUCGCCAACGAACAGGCGAGCGAGGUCGUGAUGCUGCUGUGCGGUUCACGAUUGAUCCGAUAUGUGCAGAUGAUGAGAGGCGGCAGGUUGCGAGGUACUUCAAUGUUGAAAUGGAAGAGUAUGAGGUUGAAGUGUAA
Penicillium arizonense is the source of this 1143-nucleotide messenger RNA. Its product is annotated as putative cyclin. Gene Ontology annotation, biological process: regulation of transcription by RNA polymerase II; positive regulation of DNA-templated transcription, elongation. The transcript is spliced from 5 exons. Gene Ontology annotation, molecular function: cyclin-dependent protein serine/threonine kinase activator activity. The coding region runs from base 1 to 1143 and encodes 380 amino acids. Gene Ontology annotation, cellular component: cyclin/CDK positive transcription elongation factor complex; nucleus. The record is from RefSeq and is a predicted model, not a curated record. NCBI's taxonomy places the organism in Eukaryota, Fungi, Ascomycota, Eurotiomycetes, Eurotiales, Aspergillaceae.